CCUUCAUUGUUUGCAGUUAGAAACUUUAUCGACAAGCGGCGAGAUCGAUCCACAAUCGUAUAUUAUGUACAUUGUAUUUAUCGAAAUUACUGGUUGCAAAUGUGCAAUUUUCCAAUAAAAAGGGGAAUUCUUAUGUGGCGAAGAAAAUCAAAAACAAUCUCGUGCGUAAUGAAAUGACAAUGACAAAUUUUAGUUCAACACAAGUUUUAAUUGAAAGCAGCACGAUGUGCUUAUAAGAAGAACGAGAUUUUUCGUUUGAUCGUGAGUGAGAUUUAACAAACUGAAGAAUAUAGUUCAGACAACCACUACCAUGGACUUCGAUGAUAUGCUUGAGGAGCUCGGUGAGCUCGGUAGAUUUCAAAUCACCACUUACACAUUAGUAUGUUUGCCAGUAUUAUUCGCAGCUGCCAAUAGUUUAAGUUACGUCUUUACAGCCGGGGUGCCGAAUUACAGGUGUUUUAUACCGGAAUGCGAAGAAGCCGGCAACACUCAUUAUGAAACACCGUGGACAGACUGGGCCAUACCGGCCGAAGGGGAUUCCAACGAUGUCAUUAGCACAAAAUCGACUCUUUGCGACAUGUAUAAAGUUAACGAAACAUAUUACAACGCAUCACAGACCUGCACCAAAGACAUAUUUACUGAUCAAAUUAUACAGUGCAAUCAGUGGGUUUUUGAUGAAACUGAAUCGACAAUAGUGAAUGAGUGGAACAUCACAUGUACAGAAAACCAAUGGAAACUAUCGUUAAUAGGAUCUUCCCACUUUGCGGGUAUUGUAGUAGGGUCAGGAUUGUUUGGAGUAUUGGCCGACAGAUAUGGAAGAAAAAUAAUAUUCAUCGCCUGCAUACUAAUUAUGAGCUUAACUGGAGUGUUACAAGUCUUAUCACCGGAAUAUAUUACAUUUGUAGUACUGGUUUUCCUAAAUGCUUUAGGAACUUCUGGAGUAUAUCCGUUGGCAUUCAUAAUAGGGGUGGAAAUGGUAGGAAAACGAAAAAGAGAGGUAACCGGCAUAGUUCUAAAUUACUUCUAUGCUGUUGGUGAAGCACUGGUAGCUUUGUUUGCUUGGUACACCAAAAAUUGGAUAUAUUUGCAACUUAUAGUAGCAGCACCCCCAUUUUUGUUUUUAAUUUAUCAUUGGAUGGUGCCCGAAUCAGUUAGAUGGCUUCUAGCUAAUGACAAACAAGAAAAGGCCAAGCAGAUUAUUUGCAAGGCCGCAAAAGUUAACAAUGUGAUACUUUCCAGCAAUGUGAUGGACGCACUAAAGGAAGUGGCUCCUUUACAUGAGAUGGACAAAGCUUCUAUAACGGAAGAUAAAAUGUUGCCAGUAAUAAAAGAAAUGAUAACUUCUAAGACAUUACUCCUACGAUUCGCCAUUGUCUACUUUAUUUGGGCUGUGAACGCUUUUGUGUAUUACGGACUAUCAAUAAAUUCCACCAGUUUAAGCGGCAACAAAUACAUUAAUUUUGCGUUGGUUAGUUUAAUUGAAAUACCAGGCUACACAAUUGCUUGGGUAUCUAUACAAAAAAUUGGGAGAAGAUACGCUUUAAUACUUUCAUUAAUAUUGUGCGGUCUAACUUGUACCUUAACAAUAUUUGUACCUUCAGGUAUGACUUGGGCCAUUAUUGUAUUAUUCCUAUGCGGAAAGUUAGGUAUAACGUCUUCCUUUGGCAUUGUUUACGUGCACACAGCCGAAAUGCUUCCCACAAUCGUGAGGAGUGGCGGAGUUGGGUCGGCAUCUACCAUCGCCAGAUUAGGAGCUCUGUUAGCUCCUUUUGUGCCUUUAUUGGGAGUCUAUUUCAAACCUUUACCUAUGUUGUUGUUUGGAGGUACAGCUCUAACAGCAGGAUUAUUAGCUUUAAAACUUCCUGAGACGUUGGGAAUAAAAUUACCAGAAACUGUUGAAGAAGCAAAAAAAUUAUAAUAAUUUUUAUAUAAAUUUACUGAAUAUGUAUACAAUUAGUAUAUAUUUUUUUAAAUUUAGAUAAAUAUAUCCUUUGCAUGUGCAGUGAUUAAGACAUU
Messenger RNA from Aethina tumida (small hive beetle), 2016 nucleotides. Its product is annotated as organic cation transporter protein. Gene Ontology annotation, cellular component: membrane. Gene Ontology annotation, molecular function: transmembrane transporter activity. Bases 311 to 1918 code for a protein of 535 amino acids. The record is from RefSeq and is a predicted model, not a curated record. Lineage: Eukaryota; Metazoa; Arthropoda; Insecta; Coleoptera; Nitidulidae. Gene Ontology annotation, biological process: transmembrane transport. The transcript has 11 exons.